Molecule: messenger RNA, 615 nt
Organism: Closterium sp. Yama58-4
Lineage: Eukaryota; Viridiplantae; Streptophyta; Zygnematophyceae; Desmidiales; Closteriaceae
Source: the annotation of a GenBank genome assembly
AUGCAAGUGUUUCUUUUUGUUCACUCAAUGGAAGGUGUAGCUCCUUACCACACUUCCCAGCCACAUAAUUCGAUGGCCUUCAAGCCGCUUCUCGCCCUCGUGCUUCUCGCACUUGCGGCGUGCGCCUGCACUGCUGCCGAACCUAUUGGCCGGAGAAUCGCGCGCGUGGUGACGAAGAUGAAUGGCGUACGGGUCGUGCCCCGCAGAACGGGCGACACCAAGUCGAGGGGCGAUUUCGCUCUCGCGUUUUUUAGGCACGAAGACACGUUCAACGUGCGUUACCGCGUGGUCGUCUCGCAGCGCGGCAAGGCCGCGUUCCCCACCCUGGUCACCGUGAACGCCGGCAGAUACGGCAUCAACGGCGCGGUUCACAUCGAGUUCUCGACCGCAUGGCACAACAUAACGGUAAACCCGCAGCCCCUGCGCGGCACGAAGGUCUACGCCUACUUACUCGAAGGGGAGUGGAGGAACGCGUCUGGCAUCACCGUGGCGUCGGGCAACACUCUGGAGAAGGAGAUUAGGGUUAUUUUCAAGAGGCCGAGCGCUUACUACGCGCUCGUCACGUCCCCGUCGCACCCCAACGGCGCCAUUCGCGGACAGCUCUAUUUUGGCUGA